AUGGAGGACAACCGUAUCCGCGUGCGCGUCGUCAGGGUCGCUUUGAAUAAGAAAUUGCGGUACACUUUGUCACUUUCGGUCGGUAUGGCCUCGUUUCAUCUAAAGGAUCAGAAGGUUAUUGGUGUCGGACUCGGAUUCAUCAGCACAUUUCGACUUCUCGGUGGUGCCGUGACCACAGCCAUCUACACAUCGAUGCAGACCAGCCGGUUCUCGCAGGUUCUCCCAGGACAUGCUCGCAGGGCAGCUCGGAGCUCUGGCUUCGUCGGAUCCAUGGCUGCUUUGGUGACGGCAGCAAUCACAAACACGGAAGCAGCUUACGCUAUUGUCGAAGGCGCAGAAGAGUUGUGA
Geosmithia morbida is the source of this 348-nucleotide messenger RNA. RefSeq names its product Fungal trichothecene efflux pump (TRI12). NCBI's taxonomy places the organism in Eukaryota, Fungi, Ascomycota, Sordariomycetes, Hypocreales, Bionectriaceae. The coding region runs from base 1 to 348 and encodes 115 amino acids. The transcript has a single exon. The record is from RefSeq and is a predicted model, not a curated record.